CGCGCCAGAGCGAGCGCCGGGGCCGGGCGCGCAGGAGUGAAAAGGAGGCGGCGGCCGCGGCUGCGAGCAACAGAUCCAGACGCCGCGAGCAGACGCGUUCUGCUGUUGGGCGAUUUUUUUUUAAUUUCAAAAAUAUUAUUAAAUUAGAAAAUCUUGCAUUUUUAAAUGGCGCUGGCCCCAGGUCAGCGGGCGGUUUUCUCUGCUUCAAGAUGGGCUUUGCUGUUUCCGUCGUGGGCACCAGUGGUGGCCUGAUUGUCAGUCUUCUCCGGGCAUUUUUAAGACCAGGAGCCGAGCACUGCAUGUAGGCGAAUCACCCUGCAGGGCGGUUUGGCUUUUUAAAUUAUUGUUAUUAUUUGGGGCAGAGAACAGCCGAUCUUGGGCACUUCGUCCUCUUUGCAGAAGAGGCUGUGAGUCGGAGGUGGGUCGCUUGGAGGGUGGAAUUGCUCGCGGGUGAGCGAGCCCCGGCCCCGCGCACAGCCCAGGCGGCCCCGAGUGUGUGUCCUCUCCCUGCCGGCGCCGGGAAAAUGGAGGCUGUGAUUGAGAAGGAAUGCAGCGCGCUCGGAGGCCUCUUCCAGACCAUCAUCAGCGACAUGAAGGGGAGCUAUCCAGUGUGGGAAGAUUUCAUAAACAAAGCAGGAAAGCUACAGUCCCAGCUUCGGACCACAGUAGUAGCAGCAGCUGCCUUCUUGGACGCCUUUCAGAAAGUGGCUGACAUGGCGACCAACACACGUGAAGCUGGGCCCGACAGACCGGCUUUUCAGCCCUCCCUGGCCACCUGCACGCUGGAGACCCCACCAUGGCCGGUGCAUUAG
Messenger RNA from Leptonychotes weddellii (Weddell seal), 812 nucleotides. The record is from RefSeq and is a predicted model, not a curated record. Lineage: Eukaryota; Metazoa; Chordata; Mammalia; Carnivora; Phocidae.